AUGCUCGCCUCCUCCCUCCGCACCGCUCGCCCUCGCACCUCGGCCGCCCACCUUCUCUCCCGGCGCUCGCUGCUGGCGACGACCUCUCGCGGAGGCUACGCCGUCCAAUUCCAGCACGCCCGCUUCCACAACCAUGCCUCGUCCCAAUCGACCAUUGAGGUGAAGCCCGGCGCCACCACGGGCUACACGUCGCAGACGAUCAACACGCCGCGCUCUUCGCCCCGCUCGACGGCCGACACGGCGGUGCUGGCCAAGCUGCCGACGCCCAGCCUGUUCCGCAACCUGCUGAUCCAGAACAUCUCGUCGUACCCGCGGCUGCUGACGGUGCUGCUGGGCAUGCUGAAGCGGUACACGACCUUCUUCAUCACGGCGCCCGUGUUCAAGCACGUGCUGCACCAGGCCUUCUACGCGCACUACUGCGCGGGCGCCACGAUCCCGGAGAUCACGCGCACGGUGCGCGGGCUCCAGCAGCUGGGAUACAAGGGCGUGAUUCUCAACUACGCCAAGGAGGUGGACAUGCACGCCGCGGGCCAGGCCAACGAGGCUGAGCGUCAGAAGGUGCAUGAGGAGCAGGUUGGGCAGUGGCUCGAGGGCACGCUGAAGACGAUUGAGGGCGCCGAUGGCGCCUUCGCCGCUAUCAAGUUCUCGGGUGCGGGUCUGGGUGUCGUCCACAUGCUCGAGGAGAACCGCGAGGUCCCUGAUGAGAUCUUCGGCAAGGCCUUGACCAAGAUGUGCGAGGCUGCUAAGGCCAGGGGCGUCAAGCUGCUGAUUGAUGCUGAGCAUGCGUCCCAGCAGAAGGCGAUUGACAAGUGGACGAUGGACCUGAUGGAGAAGUACAACAAGGGCUCCGACCUCGUCGUCUACAACACCUACCAAAUGUACCUCAAGGCCUCGUCCCAAGUCCUCGCCGAGCAGCUCCAACUCGCCGAAAACCGCAACUUCAACUUCGGCGCCAAGCUCGUGCGCGGCGCGUACCUAGGCAGCGACCCGCGCCACCUGAUCCACGACACGAAGAGCGAGACGGACACGGCGUACGACACAGCCGCGCACAUGCUGGGCACGUACCACGAGCGCAAGCCCGGCUCGCAGACGCACGUCGCGAUCGUGCUGGCGACGCACAAUGCCAACAGCGCGAACCUGAUGCGCACGCUGCGGGCGGAGCAGCAAGCUAGGGGCCUGCGUCCGGCGGAAGCCGUCUACGGGCAGCUGAUGGGCAUGGCGGACGAGCUGAGCUUGAGCCUGACGACUGCGGACGAGAAGCGCGGGUUUAGGGCUGGUGAUUGCGACGUCUACAAGUAUGUUACUUGGGGCACGACGGCCGAGUGCGUGCUUUAUCUUGUUAGGCGCGCCGAGGAGAACAGGGAUGCUGUUGGGGGGGCGAGGGGUGUCAGGGGCUUGUUUUGGGAUGAGUUGAAGAGGCGGUUUGGGCUCAAGAAGGCGGCGUCGUCGGCUGCAUAG
Messenger RNA from Aplosporella prunicola CBS 121167, 1458 nucleotides. RefSeq lists its product as uncharacterized. The coding region runs from base 1 to 1458 and encodes 485 amino acids. The transcript has 2 exons. Lineage: Eukaryota; Fungi; Ascomycota; Dothideomycetes; Botryosphaeriales; Aplosporellaceae. Gene Ontology annotation, cellular component: mitochondrion. The record is from RefSeq and is a predicted model, not a curated record. Gene Ontology annotation, molecular function: FAD binding; proline dehydrogenase activity.